This is a messenger RNA of Anisakis simplex (herring worm), 7590 nucleotides long. Lineage: Eukaryota; Metazoa; Nematoda; Chromadorea; Rhabditida; Anisakidae. The record is from the annotation of a GenBank genome assembly.
AUGAAUUUCAGGUCAUGCGGUAUGCCGAUGAGUGGACUAGGAGUAAAGUCGUCGGGAAACGGUCGUAGUUGUCGAUUCGGUCCGAGUUUAAUAAAGGAUUCAAAAGAAGGCGUUGUUGAGUACGAGUUGAAGAAAUCAACAAUGCAAUCGUAUAUGAACGGAAAUUCGUCGUCAACUCGUGAAAAGAAACCGUUGUCGAGGUUUUGUACAUGGAGGACACUGGCGAUCUGCUUAUUUCUUUCGCUGGCUCUUCUUUCGUUCAUUAUUUUAUUAUAUUUUAUUGAGAUUUCAGUAUUGUUAAGCGGUGAUGCGUCACGUCAUGUAUAUGUUCAUUCGGCACGUUCAGCGUUUUCAUCGUCCUCGUCGUCCACCUCAUCGGGUUCAUCGUCAACCCGUUCACAUUCGCCUGGUCCGGCUGGAUCAGGUUCAGAUUCUGAACUGAUACGACUGAAAUCAGCUCAAAAUCAAGAAGUGUCUUCACUACAAAUACCUCAUCAACAAUCACUGCCAGAAAGUUUCGAAAUUGGUGAAACUAUUCAUGGACAGCUUCCGCCUGGUGUUAUUGUCUACACUAAAUUUUCAUUGCAACGUGACAGUCGAAUAGCGUUCAACGUUUCGGUUGGUCCGAAGGCUCAAUUGGUUAUAUAUGGCCGUCAGACGGCACUACCCUCUCCAGCAGUGCAUGAUUUUAGUGAUAUCGUUCGUGCUGAUCGACUACCGAUCCCGUCCGAGCUUAUUCAGGAACGUUUCAGGCGAUCCACAUCGCAACCGUUCCCAUUACCGCAGUCUUUAAUCUUACAGCUGUUGCGAUCUGCAAUUCUCACACAUUAUCUACUGGCCGGCCGAUGGCAUCUUGGUUUCUUGAACGACGGACCUCAGAGUGAGGAUAUCCGAUUAUCAGUGGGUGUAGCUGCUGAGCAAUUGGAGGAUGGAGAUGAAGAAAGGCGAGAUGAUUGUCGUUUCGAUUGUACCGGUCGAGGGGAGUGCAAAGACGGAAAGUGCCAUUGCUUCGCUGGUUACAGCGGAGCGUACUGCGAAGAAAGUUCAUGUCCAGUGCUAUGUAGUGGUAAUGGGUUGUUUUCUGGUGGACAAUGCGUUUGCCAUGAGGGUUAUAAAGGUGCAGAUUGUGAUCUGUUGGCGCACUGGUGUGUGGAACCGAACUGUAAUGGGCAUGGCAUCUGUAAUCAACAGGGGAAUGCACAUGGUGUGUGCGUUAAUGGACAGUGUUGGUGUGAGUUCGGUUAUCGUGGUGAAUCUUGUGAGGAAACAUUCUCAGUACGAUCGCUUUGUGAUACCAGCGUACUUGAGACAGUUUCUGAUGGAGACACUCAGAUCACUGGUGAAUCGUUAGACGCAGAUGCGGCGUGUAAUGGACGAGGCCGAGUGCAUGCCACAACACAGAAAUGUUUAUGUAUCCCCGGUUAUCACGGUGAAAAAUGUGAACUUGCUCGUUGCGAAGUGGAAUGUGUUCAUGGGGAAUGUGGCGAUGGCGUUUGCCUGUGUGAGAAUGGAUGGACAGGUGUGAACUGCCUGGAGAAAGAAUGUCUCCCGGGAUGUGAGCAGAAAGGUCUUUGCAAGAACGGUACCUGUAUUUGUCAUAAAGGAUGGAAUGGCGAGAAUUGUCAUAUACCGGGUUGCCCGAAUAAUUGCAAUAAUAAUGGUGAAUGUAAGAUGUUCAAUGAUGAAUGGAAAUGUGGCUGCGAUUCGUCACAUUUCGGCGAUGAUUGCCUAUUGCCGAUUGAAAUCGAUUGUGAUGACGGUAUCGAUAAUGAUAACGAUGGUCUGGUGGAUUGUGAGGAUUCCGAGUGUUGUACGGAACGGAGUUGUGCAUCGAAUCAAAUGUGUACUACUGUAGCACAGCCAAGAGACGUGCUACUCAGAACUUUACCAUCAGUAAACGCCAAUUUCUAUCAGCAAAUCAAAUUUUUGGUACAACCAGAUUCCGUGCAACGUUACGCUGAUGAGCGGCAGUUCAACGAAAGUUUGGUAUCAGUGAUUCGUGGUCGAGUGGUUUCACAAGACGGUUCCCCACUAACGGGUGUUCGUGUGGCUGAGGCACGACAUCCACCGCUAACGGGCUUCACGUUGAGUCGUAGCGAAGAAGGUGGCGGUGCUUUUGAUAUAUUGGUGAAUGGCGGUCGUAUGGUAACACUACAGUUCAUGCGGAAACCGUUCGAUAAAAUCGAACGCAGUUUCUAUGUGCCAUGGAAUGAAAUCGUUUACGUAGGCGAUAUUCAGAUGCAUUUGGGUUCACAGAAUGCUUUCACGUCUUCUGAUCAUCCUCUCAACGAGCGAUGUCGCAUCCUAUACGCAUCACAUACAAUCGAACCUUCACUGUUCCCAUCAUGGCUUACAAAUCAGUAUUCUGGUCAUAUAGCUUCAUCGAAAUCAUCAACACAAUCCUCUCAACAAGCUUCGCAAAUUCUUGUCGAUUCAAGAACCGCAUUCGAUAGUGUUCACAUUCCGGGAACAACGGAUGUAUUUUUGGUAUACGAUAGCUCACGCGCUGAAAGGUACCGAAGUAGUUUGAUAAUGGAACUGCUGCCUGAGAAAGUGCCGAAAUUACUGCGAUUGGUUCAUGUUCGUGUGAAUAUCGGUGGUAGCCAUUUCUCGGAGGUGUUCGCUGCUAAACCGAAUCUGACCUAUACGUUCCUGUGGGAACAAACCAAUGUUUAUAUACAAACUGUCAGUGGAUUAACGAACGCAAAAGUUUCAAUCGGUUACGAGUACGAGAACUGUGGUCAUGAGGCGAUUGUUUGGAUUCAACGUAACGUGAAAUUGGAAGGUCGGAAAGCGAGUCGUUUCAAUCUGGGUGUAUGGACACUGAAUAUACACCAUCAUUACGAUGUUAUCAACAAUGUGUUGGAGAAAGGUGACGGAUCGAAGUUGUAUCUGGAUGAAGCACCACAGAUUCUGACAACUCUCGUUGGUGGUGAUCAACAACGACCGAUAACGUGUCCGUUUUGUAGUGAACCGAGCAGUAGUGCACGUCUAUUCCGCCCUGAGGCCUUAUGUGUUGGCAGCGAUGGAUCAUUGUACAUUGGCGAUUACAAUUUGAUUCGAAAGCUAACACCUCUUCGUCAGCUGGUGACCGUACUAGAACUGAGUAUAUCGGAUACGGCACAUCCCUACUAUAUGGCCGUAGAUCCGGAAACGGAUCUCCUGCAUAUAUCGCUGCCAUUGCGUCGUCAGGUAUGGCAAAUCAAGAAGGAUGUGAACGGAGAGCUGACCACAAAUUACAACGUGUUGGUUGGCGAUGGAAGCAGUUGUGCGGAUCAAACGCAAUCGUGUGGGGAUGACGGGCCGGCCGAUAUGGCACAGUUGACAUUCCCGAAGGGUAUCGCAUUCGAUCACGACGGAAAUUUGUACAUUGCUGACAGCAGACGAAUUAGAGUCGUGAACCGUGAAAAACAUAUUAAGACGCUGGUAACGGACAGCAGUUAUGGGCCACGACCGUGCGUUUCGGAUAUCACUGAUCUAUCAAAAUUGAAACUUGAAUGGCCGACCUCACUAGCGAUGGACUCUGAACGAGGCGAGCUGUUGGUUCUGGAUUCGAGUCUGAUCUACAGGAUAUCGCUUGUCUCGAAGAGUGCACACGUGAUCGCUGGAUCGUUACCCGAAUGUGAACAUUUAGAGAAUAUAAUCGGUGAAGUGCUACCAUCACGUCCGUUGUUGGACGCACGAGCCAUUGCUAUCGGAUCUGAUUCAACCAUUUAUGUGGUUGAAUCAAAUUCGAAACGUUUGAAUCAGGUUCGUGCAAUCACACCAGAUGGACGUAUUCGUGUGGUAAUCGGUCACAGCAGUAAAUGUGACUGUGAUCGUGUGAAUUGCCCAUGUGAGAGUGAAGCACCAACGAUUGCCUCAUCCGCAUUUCUGCAUUCACCAUCUGCGGUUGCAAUUGACCCGAGUGGAACACUCUAUGUCACUGAUCAGGGCAAUUUCAAAGUGAAAAUACUGCAAAAAGUUCGUGCACGAUACGAUGACAUCUCGAGACAGUUCCGAAUCCACAGUGCGCAUACAAAUGAAGUGUAUUUCUUCAACAGGAACGGUUUGCAUAUCAGUACACGAAGUCUUCUGUCUGGACAAACUCUCUACAAUUUCACCUAUAAUGUUGACACUAAUUUGGGUCGUCUUACACAAAUCACUGGUGCUGGUGGUUAUGCGUUACGUUUGAGACGUAUCAAUGAUACGGAAACCGUUUUGGAAUCAUCAAAUGGUCUUCGAACCAUACUGACUUUUGAUGCUUUCGAUGGAACUCUUCAAACUGUCACAUUACCGAGUACAGAUGAAAUUCAAUUCUCAUAUUUACCUGGACAAUUUCUGCGCAGUAAGGAGAUAGAUCAGCGAAUAUGGUUGUAUGAAUAUGAUGAAUGGGGUCGUGUGCGAGCACUGGUCACUCCAUCAGGCUCGCGUUUUUCGAUUCGAACUCAGUCGUUACGUCGCGGAUUGCUGCAGACCAGUGUUGAUCUGAACGAUCGACCUUAUUCCACAUUUGCAUUCUCACCAAAUGAAUUCUCUGAAUCAGGUGUUGAGGAACGUCAUGCGAUUCUGUUAGAUGAAGGCUUAAUAGUGGAUUCAGGAGGAUAUCGCAGUCACUAUGAGAGUGUUUCACAUCCCCUGCUGGAACACUACGAAAGUGCCAUACUGAAACGUAAAAUCACGUUAGCUGCUAGUGUAGAGCCAGCACAUCGUGAACUGAAUAUGCGUUUUGAAUGGCGAGGUUAUGUGCGAAGACGAGACCUGUCGACGUUACGAUCUGCACGAUAUCAGCAAGCGUCUCUGGGCAUCGACGGAGCACACAAACGCAUUCUUCAGGUGAAUGGUCGUAACAUAUUUACAAUUGAAUUUGAUCGUGACAAACGAACGGAUCGGAUCAGAAAUAGUGCUGAUGAGGAAUUUUUGAGUAUCCAAUAUAAUGAGGCUGGUCAAAUGGUCAGUAUCGUGGCUCAGGGUCGUCCCCGACUGGCUCCGUUAACAGCCAUCUACGACGGUUUCGGACGACAGAAACGUAUCGCAUGGGGGAAUGCCACAUUAGACUUUACCUAUGAUCGGCAGAAUCGAAUCACACAGUCUGCUAUGGGCCCUGCAGCCAAUCUUUUGACAAGGAAGUUCAGUUAUAAUAAGGAUUCACUGCAAACACCAUCCACUGUGCAGUUGCCGUCGGGUGAGAAGUAUCGUUGGCGCUAUGAUCCGAUCGGUGCGGUUGCCUCGUUAAAGUCGCCAUCGGGUGAGAUCCACUACUUUGCUGAAUACGCGUCGCCCAGUCGACGGCUACGAUACCGCAAUGCACCAUUCGUCAACGAUUCAUUCGUGGCGGCAUUCGAUGACGAGCACAAUCUGAUCGAGUAUACAACUCCGGAUGGCUUUCAUUCGUUAUCGAUACGACACGAUCUGUUCGGUCGUAUUAAGCAAAUCAGUGCUGAUGCCGAUAACGUUUUCAUGCAGUAUCCUGAAUUCAACGGUGGCAUCGAGCCAACUCAGAUCGUAUCGAAUUCUUUGCGAAAACGAAUCGCACGUCAAGGACCGUUGGUGAUCAGUGUUCGCGAGGAACAUUCUGAUAUGAGCUAUGCGAACAAACGUUUUGCUGAAAGUUCAGCGUUUUUCUCGUAUGAAUACGACGAUCUGUUCCGUAUGAUCAGCAUGACGGCGAAUUUCGAUGGCUUGUUGAUGGAGCCGAUUCGUUGUGAAUACGAUUCAAGAGAUGGACGAAUCACCAAAUUACAUCAUUUCUCGUUGCUUCGUGAUGGUAUCGUGAAACGAAUUCUUGGACAAACGCUUGUCAUCGAAAGUCGUCGAAGUGAGCAAGGUGUUGAGAUAAGUCGGAAAGUUAUGGUGGGCGAUUUGCGAGUGGCUGAAGUGAUUGUUGGUCGAGAUUUAGUUGGUCGUUUGGAGAGUGUUGAGUGGAGCGUGUUCGGUGAAAAAAGACCACUGGAGAAACGGACGUACAAUAUCGAUGGACAGUUGACUCAGUUGACAAUGGGCGAAGACGAGAGUCGUCGAUGGACACUGCACUAUGAUCUGGAUGGACGUCUGAAAGCUGUCAACGAUCGCAAGUUAACGCUGAGCGCAGGAGGAGUCCCAAAAAGUUUCGAUCAGUUGGUAUACGAAGUGGACGGUAAUGGAUGGACAUCAAGACGUGGUAAUGCGCUAUUUGAAAUUGAUGUGAUGGGUCGUAUUCGGCGAGUUGUUGAACCGGGAUUGAUGGAUAUUGAAUAUGGGUAUGAUGAGCAGUCAAGAGUUGUAUGGCGAAGAGUCGGUGAUCAAACAUUGCAGCGCUUCUUCUAUGCAUAUCCACAUAAACCUCAACUCAUCUCGCACUUCACAUCAUCAUCCGGCGAUGCAAUCUCGGUGAUACUCUAUGAUGACGACGAUAUACCGAUCUCGAUGCAUCGUGCUGGUUCAACGUAUGCGAUUGUAACGGAUGCUGAUGGCUCGGUGCGUUUCAUAUUCGGUCCAGAUGGUGCUCUCGUCAAGGAAGUGAUACAUGACGCACUCGGUGCGACUGUGCUCGACUCAGAUCCAACAUUCUAUUUCCCGUUGGGAUAUUUGAGUGAAUUCGAUGAUACGUUGACGGGUAUCGUAUUGAUUGGCCCAGAACGACGGCCCUUAGACACGUUUAUCGGUCGCCUAAUGAGUACUACGCCCAAAUUUGUGAGCUCGAAUCUUGAUGCAUUCGCGCCUGAAACAGAAGCUGAUCCGUUCCGGUUGACAGCGACAAAAGCACUUCAGCCGAACGUCAUUCCAAUCGAUAUAAAUGAAUGGACCGAGAUGUCCGGUUUUUGGUUACCAGAAGCGGUACCGUCAACUCGCGUCACCCAACGCUGGAAUUCACCGAUGGACGUCUGUGACGUGAGCAGAUCGCAUGCGCUAUCUGCAGCGCUGUGCUCGUUAUCCGCCAAAACCGUUCACUUCUCACAAUUUCUGACCCUAUCAACAUCAGGUGUCCUUCCACCAUUCCAGUAUCCAUCACGAGCGAUCGCUCCCCGAGCCUCGUACGCGACCGUUGAUUCGGUCGGUUUUAGAGGUCUUCUCUUUGCCAACCUAUCGUCAUCAUCCUCCGCAAAGGUGAAUGCUGUGAUGAGCUUACAGCAACCAGCCGAUGGAUUGAAUUUGCUAAAUUCAUUACUGAAUAAAAGUAGUUUAGUGCACACAGAUGAUUUUGGUUUGGUGUCAUCUUCUGCAACUGUUUCCGAGACUCAUUUCGCAACGCCAUCUGCUAUACAACCUGAAGCUACUUACGCAGAUCUCACCAAUCUUUACAAUAUAUCAAUGCGUGAAAAUGAAUUGAUUUUAAUCGUUGGCAAAUCGAGCAUCAAUUUUCAUUUUGGAACUGAUGCUGAUCAUGUUCGAGCCGAGCUGAUACGAUAUCAGACCGAACUGAUUGAGUCACAACUCUGGGAACGUGAACUGCAAGCUGUUAGAAGCGGGAUAAAUGGCCGACGACAUUACUGGAAUGAUCCAGAGAAGAGUGAACUGAUGACGAAAGGAGUGGUGUCGCAGUAUGAUUGCGUAUUCCAUCCUGGAGACUCGAUACCGUUGCUGUCGAAUCUGAAUUUGUGGAUAUUCGAUCGUUCACGAUCACGACGAUAG